Messenger RNA from Westerdykella ornata, 993 nucleotides. RefSeq names its product D-isomer-specific 2-hydroxyacid dehydrogenase-like protein. The coding region runs from base 1 to 993 and encodes 330 amino acids. Gene Ontology annotation, cellular component: cytosol. The transcript has 3 exons. Gene Ontology annotation, molecular function: NAD binding; hydroxypyruvate reductase [NAD(P)H] activity; glyoxylate reductase (NADPH) activity. Lineage: Eukaryota; Fungi; Ascomycota; Dothideomycetes; Pleosporales; Sporormiaceae. The record is from RefSeq and is a predicted model, not a curated record.
AUGUCGCAAAAAGCCGCCCUUCUCAUCGGUAAGCUCGAUCAUACCCGCAAGGAGUGGGAAGAAGUGGGACAGGUCGCCUCCAAGCUCUACGAAUACCCCGACGGUUCGCGCAGCGACUUCAUCGACAAAUGCCGAAAUGGAGAGUUCAACGGUGUAUUCGCAAUGUUCCGGAGCAACGAAUCGAACAGCAUCACAGGCAACUUUGACGAAGAGCUCGUUGAGGCGCUGCCAUCCUCGCUGAAGUUUAUUUGCCAUAACGGCGCGGGAUACGACAACAUCGAUGUUGCCGCGUGCACAAAGAGGGGCAUACAGGUGUCGAGCACGCCGAUAGCUGUCAACGAUGCGACAGCCGACGUGGCCAUGUUUCUGAUAUUAGGCGCUCUGCGGAAUGUGACGCAGUGUUUCCAGGCCGUCAGGCAAGGCAGAUGGAGAGGCAACUUCAAACUCGGCCACGACCCAAGAAACAAGAUCCUCGGAAUUCUGGGCAUGGGCGGUAUUGGUUCCGCAGUUGCAACGCGCGCAAAAGCUUUCGGAAUGAAGAUUCAGUACCACAACCGAAAUAGGCUGCCCGAAAACGAGGAGAAUGGCGCAACAUAUGUGAGCUUCGAGGAACUCCUCAAGACAUCGGACGUUCUGAGCCUGAACCUCGCGCUCAACAAGUCAACAAGGCAUAUCAUAGCCAAGCCGCAGUUCGACAUGAUGAAGGAUGGAAUAGUCAUCGUCAACACGGCACGUGGACCCCUGAUUGAUGAGGCGGCGCUGGUGGAUGCACUCAACAGCGGCAAAGUGUCGACAGCAGGCCUGGAUGUCUUUGAGGAGGAGCCCAAGAUCCACCAAGGCCUGCUGGACAAUGAGAAUGUGGUGCUGUUACCACAUAUUGGAACCGCGACCUUCGAGACUCAGCGUGACAUGGAACUGUUGGUAUUGGACAAUCUCAAGUCGGCGCUCAAGGAAGAGAAGCUGUUGACGCAGGUACCGGAGCAGAGAAAGUAG